GUUCUGCACAGGGAUUUCAAUAGGCUACCUUUCUGAAGUUUGUGGACAAUACAACUGUAUUAAAAGGAUUUGAGCCUCAUAGACACGUCGAUAAAGUGGAUAAGAAAUAGCACUGUUUUGAGCACAUUUCGGGACUACAUUUUGCCAGAUUACACAAGGACUCCACCACUAUGGCACCCUUCCUCCCCCUCCUCCUCCUCCUCUCCUCCUCUUCCUCUGUCCUCUCCGGUCACUGUCCAGAGGAUUGCUCUUGUCAGGCCCAGGGUUCCAUCUUCUGUAUCCAGCGUCGUUCCCUCGUCGUCCCCCGCCUCCCUUCCUCUGUGAAACAUCUCUACGUCUUCCAGAACGGCAUCAACACUUUAGCCCAGGAUGACUUCACAGGCCUGGGGGAACUGGAGAUGCUGGACCUGUCCCAGAAUAAACUCACGGAGGUCCCGGAUGGGGUCUUUGAAACGCUAUCUUCGCUGAGGAAUCUCGAUUUGUCCGCAAACUACAUUACCCACAUCGCCAAGGAUAGCUUCUCCGGAUUGAUGCAUCUCGAGAGGCUGUAUCUCCACGGCAACCGCAUCAAGAGCAUCCAAUCGGAGGCCUUCGAGGUUCUGGAGGAUCUUCUGGAACUGAAGCUCCAGGGGAACCAGUUGACCGGUCUCCCAAUGCUCCAUCUCCCCAGGCUUCUCCUCCUUGAUCUCAGCUUCAACUCUCUCCCGACGCUGGGUCCCCAAGACCUCCAGACCCCCCACCUCGAGUCGCUCAAAGUGGCUGCGUUGGGGCUCACCACCCUGGACUCAGAUCUGAUGGCCUCCCUGGGGAACCUCCAUGACCUUGAUGUGUCCCAGAACCAGCUGGAGGGGAUGCCUGAAGCAUUGAAGGCCACCCGGGGGCUUAUCAAGCUCAGCCUGGCUGCCAACCCCAUUGGGGAGCUCCGGAACGAGGACUUCCAGAGUCUGUUGUUUCUCCAGGAGUUGGAUCUCAGUGGGCUGAACCUCCAGGGCUUGCCCCAGGGUUUCUUCCAGCUCUUCCCCAGGCUGGGGCACCUCACGGCGGCCGAGAAUCCCUUCAACUGUCUCUGUCCUCUGGCCUGGUUCCCUGGCUGGCUGAAAGAGAAGAAUGUGGAUCUGGGACGCACAGAGGAGACAAGGUGCCACUUCCCACCAGUGAAUGCUGGCAAGGUGCUGGCGGAGCUGGACCAUCAAGAUUUCGGCUGUCCACCUACGACCACUGUUAUGACGAAUGCCCUAGGGGAGGGGAGUACUUCCGCACCCCCCAUUCCGACUACAUCCCCUGGAAACACACAUACCAACGCCAUUCCCCCACCUCCGCCAUUCCCUAGUGAUGAACCAUCCUCAACGGAGACAGACAUUGAGAGUCGUCCCCCUCCUCCAGCUUCUCCGACUACCGCUUUCAGGGAUGAGGGCCACAUCUGUCCGCCGAACAUCUGCCUCAAUGGGGGUACGUGCCGCUUCGAUCCUCUGGGACAGCUUGGAUGUCUCUGUCCCCACGGAACUAUGGGUUUGUACUGCGAGAACCUGGAGUCGUAUAACUACAACCAGCCACCUCUCCAAACCUCCGCCCCCGAGGUUUUGGCAUCCAUGGUUGCCCCCAUUGUAACCUCUGAUCCCAAUGACAUCAGUUCCCGUCAGGUGACCUCCACGUCCAUCCUCCUCGACCUGCACCGUUUCCUCGAGACGAGGCCGCACAUCCGCGGGAUUAAGCUGACCUACCGGAACCUCUCAGGGCCCGACCGGCGCCCCAUGUCCCUCAGCGUCCCCGCCUCGUACCCAGAAUACACUCUCCGAGGGCUCCGGCCCAACUGUACCUACUCGGUGUGCGCCAGCCCCCUGGCAGAGAGAGUGAACGGGGGUGGAGGCAGUGGAGGUAGCCCUACCGAGGGAGGGUCUUGUAUGGAGGCUCGUACCGAGGGAGGUCCCCAAGCUUCGUCCUUGGAGCCCCACGUGGAUGAUCAGAGCCAGCUCACCUACACCCUCAUCCCAGCCUUGGCUGCUCUCGCCCUGGUCACGGGGGUGGCGGUGGUGGCCAUCCUGGUUCUUUUCCUCCGGAGGAGACGGGCUCACAUGGCGCUGGAAGGGGGUGAGAUGGGACCAAUGGAACUGGAGGGCCUUAAGGCUUGUCUGGAGAACGGCGUGGGGAACGGGGGCACACUACCCCACAAGGGAGCGGAUAUCGCCCCCUGUCACACCUCCAUCCCGACCCAGCCACAAAAUGGCGGAUCGUCACAGACCCUUCCACAAAAUGGUGGUUUAGAAUAUGAGGCCCCCCUCAUGAAGGGACAGGGGCACUGUCCAUCGAAUAAUAAUGUGGCAUCCUUGAAGCCAUCGUAUUUCUAGAAACUAAGUCUGUUGUCUUCAUGGAUUUCUUAAUAUUUCUCAAUGACACUCAAUGUACUCAAUGACAUUCAGAGCUAUGGAAUGGAACAGAAGUAACUACCCCUGUAGAGGGUAACGCUACGCCCGUUAUCUCUAAGUGG
Molecule: messenger RNA, 2485 nt
Organism: Oncorhynchus keta (chum salmon)
Lineage: Eukaryota; Metazoa; Chordata; Actinopteri; Salmoniformes; Salmonidae
Gene: vasna
Product: vasorin a
Molecular function (GO): protein binding
Source: RefSeq, a predicted model, not a curated record